AUGGCUCUCCUACGACGAGUGCCUGCCAAGUCACUGACGUAUACCACAUUAAUUAGCAGGCACUCUACUGCCUCACUAGCUGCCAAGGAUAAGCUCAACUUGAAAUACACACUCUCGUACAACCAAUACUCGAUAGCCAUCACUAGGCAAUCAAAAAGGACGCCAUUGACUGGCAUCAACUACAAGCACCAAUGGACUACCGUCAGGCAUAUGGCGGACAAGGUCAUCAAAGUCCCCAACAUGGCUGAAUCCAUAUCUGAAGGAACUCUAUCGAAAUGGUUGAAGGGUGUUGGAGAGCAUGUACAACGUGAUGAGCAAAUCGCCUCCAUUGAAACUGACAAGAUUGACGUCGCCGUAAACGCAAGCGACUCAGGCACAAUCGUCGAAGUAUACGCCAAAGAAGGAGACACUGUGAACGUCGGUGCCGAUUUCUACAAGAUAUCAUUGGGCGAUGCACCUGCUGAAGGAGGAUCUCCAUCAAAACCUGAACCUGCUCCCGAAAAGGCUGCUGCUCCUGAGAAACCUGCUGAAAAGCCUGCUGAAAAGUCUACACCACCGCCACCGAAAGCUGAAAAGCCUGCUGAGAAGCCAGCUGAAAAGCCUGCUCCAAAACCAUCACCAGCUCCACCUGCUCCCGCAACUGCCAAAGUCACACCUGGUCCUGCAGCUCCCAAAGAAAAGGCACCAACACAUGAAGUCCCUGCCUCUCCUUCAGGGUCAAGGACAGAACGACGUGUCAAGAUGAACCGUAUGCGAUUACGUAUUGCUGAACGCCUAAAGGAGUCUCAAAAUACUGCUGCUUCAUUGACUACUUUCAAUGAAGUUGAUAUGAGCAAUUUGAUGGACAUGAGGAAAAAGUACAAGGACGACAUUCUCGAAAAAUUCGGCAUCAAAUUAGGAUUCAUGUCUGCAUUCAUCAAGGCCUCAGUACAUGCAUUAAAUGCCGUACCAGCCGUAAAUGCUCGUAUUGAUGGUGCUGAUGUCGUGUAUCAUGAUUACAUGGACGUGUCUGUUGCUGUAUCCACACCAAAGGGGCUGGUGACUCCUGUAUUGCGUAAUGUGGAGAGCAAGAGUUUCAUUCAAAUUGAGAAGGAGUUGUCUGAUCUGAGCAAGAAGGCACGAGAUGGUGCCAUCACCAUUGAAGAUAUGGCUGGUGGAACAUUCACCAUUUCCAAUGGUGGUGUAUUUGGAUCUUUGAUGGGUACUCCCAUUAUCAACCAACCCCAAGCUGCUAUCUUGGGCAUGCAUGCCACCAAGGAACGAGCUGUUGUAGUGAAUGGACAGGUGGUGGUUCGACCAAUGAUGUAUUUGGCUCUAACGUACGACCAUCGAUUGGUGGAUGGUCGUGAAGCAGUCACGUGUCUUGUGAAGAUCAAAGAAGCCAUUGAAGAUCCACGAAGGCUUUUGUUGGACAUUUGA
This is a messenger RNA of Synchytrium microbalum, 1419 nucleotides long. RefSeq names its product dihydrolipoyllysine-residue succinyltransferase (gene KGD2). The coding region runs from base 1 to 1419 and encodes 472 amino acids. Gene Ontology annotation, molecular function: dihydrolipoyllysine-residue succinyltransferase activity. The transcript is spliced from 10 exons. Lineage: Eukaryota; Fungi; Chytridiomycota; Chytridiomycetes; Synchytriales; Synchytriaceae. The record is from RefSeq and is a predicted model, not a curated record. Gene Ontology annotation, cellular component: oxoglutarate dehydrogenase complex. Gene Ontology annotation, biological process: tricarboxylic acid cycle.